Penicillium olsonii is the source of this 25944-nucleotide messenger RNA. The record is from the annotation of a GenBank genome assembly. NCBI's taxonomy places the organism in Eukaryota, Fungi, Ascomycota, Eurotiomycetes, Eurotiales, Aspergillaceae.
AUGCGAGCGACGCAGAUUGAGAAAUCUGGCGAAAGCUCGGUGGCAUUGCGAACGUUGUGGGCGUCGGUCACAAUCCUCGCCAAAAGAACGUUGUUUGUCCUUAGAGAAACUCUGAGCACAAGAACUGGACCCGGAGCCACAAAGACGCCACCCUCCACCGAGAGGGAGGCUCAAAUGCAGGCUCUUUGGGCUGAAGCCAUUGGCGUGCCACUCCAAGAAAUUGGUACCAACGACAACUUCUUCCGCUUGGGUGGUAAUUCUCUCCAGGCUAUCACAUUGGUGGCAAAGGGCCGCGAAAUCGGUCUUGACAUCAACAUCAUGAAUGUCUUUUCCAGCUCGACAUUGGCCGAUCUUGCCUGUCUUGCGAAAGAUAUUUGCGAAGAUACCGUCGUGGACCCAAAGCCCAUGGAAUUAAUUCCCAACGGUAGCUCGGCAGAGGAUAUCAUUACCGAAGUUGCUUCCUUGUGUCAACUGGAUCAGGAAGAAAUCGAGGAUGUCAUUGUUUGCACUCCGAUGCAAGAAGGAUUGAUGACCAUCGCAGCCGGCACCGAUUUAUAUGUUGCCCGCCAUGUCAUUGCCUUGGAGGCAUCUGCGAAAGUCGAGAAACUCCUGUCCGCCUUGAACACAUUAUUCCAAAUCGCUCCUAUCUUCAGAACUCGCGUGGUGCAGUCUGAGUCGACUGGACGUCUGCUUCAAGUAGUGUGCAGGGGCCGCCCGCAAUGGCAGCGCGCCUCCAACCUGGAGGACUACCUCGAGCUUGAUCACCAAAAGCUGAUGAACUUCGGCGAUGAGUUGAUGCGAUUCGCGAUUAUUCAAAAUCCCGUCACUCGACAGCGACACUUGGUGUGGACGGCCCAUCACGUGCUCUACGAUGGUUGGUCUUUGUCGCUGGUCGCUCGUUUGCUCGUGCAGCAAGGCUCUUCUCUUCAAAUUCCUCCCAAGUUCACGCGUUUUGUGAAGUAUGUCAUUGAUACAGAUGAGUCGGGGGCGAAAGAAUUUUGGUCGGGAAGACUUUCUGAAUCUUCUCCCUCUGUCUUCCCCGCCAUCCCUGCUCCACGCUACCAGCCCAGAGCUGAUUCGGUCUACACCUCACUAAUCGAAUGUGGCUCUCCAAAGGACAAAAAAAUCACCACAGCUACUGUCAUUCAAGCAGCAUGGGGCUUGCUCAUGAACCAGUACGAAGGUACCGAUUCGAUCACAUUUGGACUCACGGUUGCGGGCCGAAAUGCCUCGCUCCCAGGUAUUGAGGACGUGCUUGGUCCGACCAUUGCAACUGUCCCGGCCCGUAUCCAGUUUGAUCGCAAACAAACAUUGCUCGAAUAUCUUCAGGCUGUGCAGACACAAACAACGGAAAUGACACCCUUCGAGCAAUUCGGAAUGCAGAACAUCAUGGCCAUUGACGCGGAGACCCGAUCUGCAUGUCAAUUCCAAAAUCUCCUCAUCAUUCAGCCCAAGGUGUGGAGCAACGACAUCAAGGGCGUAGGAUCACUCAUCGUGGAUCCGUCUCAAGUCGCCAAUGACAAGACCUUCCCACUGGUUCUUGAGUGCAUACUCGAAGGCUCCAGCAUUGAGCUUCGCGCCAGCUUUGACUCAACACUGGUCCAAGAGGCGCAAAUAACGCGUGUAGUCGCCCAGCUGGAACAGGUCGUUGACCAAAUGCUCUCGGUUGACCGGUCGACUCAGAUCGGGCAGAUCGAGACCAUCAGUGCAGCGGAUAAGGUCGACAUUGCUUGUUGGAAUACAGGCAUACCCGAUGCCAUCAAUGCAUGUGUCCACGACCUGAUCACGCGUAAGGCUCAUCAAAAUCUUCAAAAGGUUGCUGUCACUGGAUGGGAUGGAAGCUUUACAUACGCCGACCUCGACCGACUGUCUUCUGCGGUCGCCGCCCACCUGGUCAAGUCUGGGGUCAAACCAGAGACGCCUGUUCCAAUCUUGUUUGAGAAGUCCACCUGGACAGUGAUAGCAAUGUUGGGUGUACUCAAGGCAGGAGGAAUCUGCACCGCACUUAACCCACAACAUCCCCGAGAACGUCUCGAAGCAAUUAUCAAACAGCUUGGCGCCUCGAUUCUUCUUUCGUCUGAGAUGCAUCAGCGCCUUCUCAACGACAGCAUAAAAACCGUAACCAUCGGACCCGAAUCCACUUUUUGGAACACAGAAAAAUCUCAGGCUCUGCCAGUCUCAAUCAAGCCAGGAAAUGCCGCAUUCAUCGUCUUCACUUCUGGCUCGACGGGAGUCCCGAAAGGAAUCAUCCUAGAACACAAGACGUUUUGCACCAGCGCCCGGGCUCACGGUGCGGUAAUGCUACUUGGUCCCAGCACGCGUUCACUUCAAUUCGCUGCUUACACUUUCGACGUGAGCUUGGGUGAGAUUUUCAGCACUCUCAUUCACGGAGGCACUGUCUGUGUCCCCUCCGAUGAAGAGAGGAUGAGUGAUCUAGCGUCUGCGAUCACUCGCAUGGACGUCAACUGGGCGUAUUUGACUCCCUCUGUAGCAAGCCUGCUCAACCCCACAGAAGUUCCCUCUCUCCAAACUCUAUCAGUGGGUGGAGAGGCUGUCUCCCAGGGCGUGGUAUCUAAGUGGGCUGAUCAAGUUCACUUGAUCAAUAUUUACGGCCCUGCUGAAACAACCGUCUGGUCAACAGCUCUCUCUGGCCUUCAGUCUGAUUCGGCGCCCGAAAACCUUGGAUGGGGUGUGGGCUCACUCUCCUGGGUUGUUGAUGCGAAGGACCACAACCGUCUUGUCCCCAUUGGCGCGAUCGGAGAACUUCUUCUUGAAGGUCCGAUCCUUGCCCGAGGAUACUUGAAUGAAGACGAAAAGACAGCUGCGUCCUUCAUCUACGACCCGAGCUGGAGUGAGCGCUAUGGAACCCAACGUCGUCGGUUUUACAAGACAGGCGAUCUCGUUCGUUAUAACCAAGAUGGAACGGUUGCUUUUGCCGGCCGCCGUGACAACCAAGUCAAGCUGCACGGUCAACGUAUUGAGAUGGGUGAAGUGGAGCACCAUCUUUCUACAUCUUCUCACGUCCGGCAUGCAGUGGCUGUCGUUCCCGAUAGUGGUCCGUUCACGCAGCAGCUAGUGGCUGUACUGUCGAUGAAUGAAGAAAACCCGCAGAAUGUCAACGAGGAAAGCGAACAAUCCCUACAAUUGCUUCAGUCGCCAAGCAUUGUGGAAAUUUUACCUCACAUUCAAAACCAUGUCUCAGCAAACCUACCCUCCUACAUGGUCCCCACCGUUUGGGUCGCUGUUCAGAAUAUUCCUCUUCUGGUCUCUGGGAAGCUGAACCGUAAGCAAGUUGGCCAGUGGGUCUGUAGCCUGGAUCAAAUGAUGGAAGCAGCGAUUGAUCUUGCUUCGCAUGGUUCCGUUGAAAUCGAGCGCCCGCCCACUCCUGUCGAAGAGAAGCUGAGAGGCAUCUGGAGCCAAGUCUUGGGUAUCCCAAUUGAGCGAAUUGGCUUGACUCGUUCCUUCAUGAGUCUGCGGGGAGACUCCAUGGCUGCUAUGCAGGUGGUUGCACUCAGUCGACGAGAAGGCAUAGUCACGACAUUCGCCGAUGUCUUGCAUUGUUCGUCCAUUGAAACUCUAGCAACGCGAGCGAGUGGAAAUCAAAUCAAUCAGCACGUCUUCCGCGACGAAGCGAUUGAAAAGCCGUUCCAACUGUCCCCCAUUCAACAACUGUUCUUUGGUUUGGUUCCCCAAGGCGAAAAUCAUUUCAACCAGAGCGCCAUCUUCCGUCUGUCGAAGGAUAUCGGUUUGGACCAGAUGAGAAAAGCUUUGGAUACAAUCGUCCGUCAUCACUCGAUGCUCCGCGCUCGAUUCCAACAGGAAAAGAAUGGUCAAUGGCUGCAAAGGAUCACCGAAGACGUCGAAGGAUCUUAUCAGCUCAAUGAAUCAGUCGCAACCGAUCUGCAGCUUCCUUCGCUCGUCGGCUCUGCUCAAACCGCAUUGAACAUCGAGACUGGUCCUCUAAUCAGAGCUGAACUCGUUGAAGUCCAAGGCAAAGGAAAGCACCUGUUAUUCGCGGCACACCACCUGAUCAUUGAUUUGGUUUCAUGGCGAGUGUUGAUCUCUGACAUUGAUGAAUUCCUCCAAAUGGGCUCUUUGAGUGCAGAGAAACCGCUGUCGUUCAACGUAUGGCAAGAACUGCAAACCGAGCAUGCCUCUCGUCACCUAGCUCCCAGCGCCAUUGGCAAUUUCGAUAUUCCGGUCGAGAGCUUUGGCUACUGGGGCCUGGAAAAUUCGGAAAACACGUACAAAGAUUCGAUCUCAACCGAGUUUACUUUGGAUGAAGCGACAACGACCUUGCUGCUUGGCCCCGCGAAUGCAGCGCUUCGGACACAGCCGCUGGACAUUCUUCUUGCGUCGUUGACCCACUCUUUCCGUGAAGUAUUUGCGGAGCGCCAGGCGCCCGCCAUAUUUACCGAGGGCCACGGUCGCGAACCAUGGAGCGAUGAGAUUGAUCUUUCUAGGACCAUUGGUUGGUUUACCACCAUCGUGCCUAUUGCGAUCCCUGUCGAUAACGACUCAUUGCUUGAAAUCGUACGAAAAACCAAAGACCUUCGCCACUCCAUCAAGUCAAAUGGCUGGCAAUAUUUUGCAUCCAGAUUCUUGCAUCCAGAUGGAAAGCAUGCAUUCGAUGGACAUGGGUCAAUGGAGAUUCUCUUCAACUAUGCCGGCGUCUAUCAUGACACCACAUCUUCAGAAACCGUGUUCCAUGAGCCGCGCUGGGUUGCCCCUUGUGUGUCCAACGGCAUUGGCUCUGUGAAUGAGAGCAUGCGCCGUAUGGCGUUGUUCGAUAUUACCGGUGUGGUUGAGCAAGGGGAAUUGAAGAUGACUCUGACCUACAACAAGAGAAUGCAACACCAAGAUCGUAUUUCAUCGUGGGUGGAAGCGUACAAAACUUCUCUGUCGGAUGCCGCUCACGUCUUGGCGGAGACGGAGCUGGAAAUCACGAUUUCCGAUUUGCCGUUGCUGGAUCUUGAUGCCUCAGGCCUCCAACAUUUGGUUCGAGAUCGCCUGCCACAGAUUGGGAUCAAUCAUCCUUCUGAAGUUGAAGAUGUUUAUCCUUGCUCGCCUAUGCAGACAAAUCUUCUCCUCGGGCAAGCUAAGUCCGCCGAGAAUUACCAAGUCCGCCUCAUGUGGGAAAUCGCUUCAACUACAGGUCAGAAGGUCAGCAUUGAACGCACAGUUAAGGCAUGGCAGCAAGUGGUUGAUCGCCAUUCUAUCUUGCGCACGAUUUUCAUCGACGCUGUUUCAGACAAUGGGCUCUUUGCUCAGGUGGUCUCCACGGCUUCCGAAGCUCGCGUCUCUAUCUUAGAGGCCAGUCAAUCUGCCUCGGAGACUUUGGAAUCACUCCCUGCCAUGGAAGUCAAUGAUUCUGAUCUCCUACACCGACUGUCUCUCUGUCCGUCUGAAGACGGUUCGCUCUUUUGCAAAUUGGAGAUCUCCCACGCAAUCAUCGAUGGGUCUUCGCUCCCGAUUCUUCAGCAAGAGCUCUUCCGCGCCUACCAUGGUCAACUUUCACAGCAGCCAGGACCUAAAUACAGCUCUUACGUCGAGUAUGUCACCAAACGCGAUUCUCAACCCAAUCUCGAUUACUGGUCGAAGUAUCUUGAAGGUGUGGAGCCGUGCAAUUUCCCUCCAUUGAACGAAAACUUUAAGCUUUCUCGCACAUUGAAAACGGUCCCGGUCAAAAUUGAGAACGUGUCUCGAGUUAUUUUGGCGUGUGAGACUCAAGGAUACACUGUAGCUAGUCUGGUGCAGACAGCCUGGGCUUUGGUCCUCCGGAGCUAUGCUGGCACAGACAAUGUUUGCUUCGGCUAUCUUACAUCUGGUCGUGACGCGCCCAUUCCUGGAAUCGAAGAGGCAAUCGGUAUCUUCAUCAACAUGCUCGUGCACCGCCUCGACUUCACGUCCACCAUGACUGUGUCAGAGGCUGUCGGCCAAAUGCAAAAUUCUUUCGGCCAGGGCCUGAAAAACCAGGGCCCAUCUUUGGCGGAUAUUCAGAAGGCUUUGAAUAUGUCAAACCAGAGUCUGUUCAACUCCAUCGUUUCUUGUCAGACCUAUCCCACUUCAGCUGAUCCUCUGAGGGGCGAGAUUUCCUUUAAGGAUUUCGCUGGGCACGAGUCAACGGAAUAUGACGUGUCAGUGAACGUGCGACAGUUCGGCCGUGAAGAUGUCCAGAUUUCGCUGAGUUACUGGGAGUCUCAUAUCAGCAACGAGAUGGCUGUUCAUGUGACCAGUGCUUUCACGCGCGCAUUGGAGGUCAUCGUCGAGAAUUCCGAUACUCCAAUUGCUGAGCUUGACCUAGUCAGCUCUUUCCAUCGCCAAAGUAUGCAGGAAUGGAACGUUGAAAACGCCGAGCCUGUCGAAGGAUGUCUACAUGAGAUCAUCACAGGGCAUGUCCUGACUCGUCCUCACGCUUCAGCAAUAGAGUUCUGGGAUGGGCAAUUCACGUACCAACAACUGGAUGAUCUUUCGACUCGCCUUGCCCAGCAUCUGAUUGGGCUUGGCGUGAUCCCCGAGUCACGAGUCCCCCUGUGCUUCGAAAAGUCACCAUGGAUUAUCAUCACUAUGCUCGCCGUUCUCAAAUCAGGUGCUGGGUUUGUUCCGCUUGAUCCAACUCACCCAGAAGAAAGGAGGAAGAUGAUCAUCGACGACCUCCAGACAAACUUCCUGAUUGCAUCUUCUGCUCAAAUGGACCUAUGUAAAGGCCUAGUAGACACAAUCGUUGAGGUAUCCCCCGAGCAUGUCGCCACCAUGGGCUCAUCUAUCAAACUUCCAACGGUGCAACCCAGGUCUCUUGCAUAUAUCAUCUUCACAUCUGGAACCACCGGCAGACCGAAGGGUGUCAUGAUUGAGCAUGAAGCGUUCUGUACCAGCAUCAUGAAGCACGGCAAAGGACUGGGGCUCGAUUCCAAUUCCCGAGUUCUUCAGUUUGUACCUUACAUUUAUGAUGCAAGCUUGACCGAAAUGAUCGGCACUCUCGCUCAUGGUGGUUGUGUUUGCAUGCCUACAGAAGAAGACCGCUUGUCAGAUAUUGAGGGUGUCAUCAACAGUAUGCGGAUCAACUGGACUCUUCUCACCCCAUCUGUCGCUCGGCAUAUUGACCCAGCCAAGGUUCCAACAUUGAAGCACAUCUUGGUUGGUGGUGAGCGUGUUGGCGAGGACAUUGUCUCCAUUUGGGGUCAUUCCUCUACCACUAUCGUGGUGGCGUAUGGGCCGACGGAGACUACCAUCAUCAGUCACGGAAGUUCCGCAAAGACACUGGACUUCAGAGCUGAUACCAUUGGUCGCAGCUAUGGCUGCAGCUCUUGGAUUGCCGACGCGAAGGAUCCACAGCGUCUGCUUCCUGUUGGGUGUGUCGGAGAAUUGCUGAUCGGAGGUCCGAUUUUGGCUCGAAUGUAUCUCAACGACCCCGAGAAGACUGGGGCAUCUUUCAUUGAGCGGCCGACUUGGGCCCAAAAUUUCGCGGGUGGACCGGAGCGCGUAUAUCGGUCUGGCGAUCUCAUGCAGUUCAACUCCGACGGAACGAUGCAUUAUGUGGGCCGGAAAGACCAACAGGUCAAGUUGCGUGGUCAAAGAUUUGAAUUGGCUGAAGUUGAGCACAAUCUUCAACAGCUCGCCCCCAGAGAGUGGAAAGUCGCCGCUCAAGUCAUCCAGCCCCAGCACCGAGGCGGUGAUGCUAUGCUUGCUGGGUUUGUCGCUGUCAACCACAAAACUUACCAACCCGACCUAGUUGUCGACCUCUCUGCUGUGGACAGUGUGUUUGAAUCUACUGCUAGCUAUGCAAAGGAGCUGGCUCAAUGGAUGCCAUCUUACAUGAUCCCCACAAUCUACAUCCCCCUGGAGCACAUGCCAUUAACAGCUGCUGGAAAGACCGACCGACGAAAGCUGCGGGAAUUUGGGAACCAUCUGACUGCGGAGGACCUGCUUUCUUGUUCAGUCCGUAAGCAGGACGCCCAAGAGGUAACCGACCCGAAUCAAAGGCAGCUCCAAGCCCUAUGGGCUUCAUCCUUGCGGCUAGAGGCUAGCCAUAUCAACCCCAACAGCCAUUUCUUUGAAUUGGGUGGCGAUUCUAUCGCUGCCAUUCGCAUGGUCUCCGCUGCCCGAGAGCAUGGAAUCAAACUCACAGUUCCUUCGGUCUUCGAAAAUCCCAUUCUUUCUGAAAUGGCACAGCUCAUUGGCCACACUACGGAGAUCGCUCAGAUUCAGCCUCUCGCACUGCUGCCAACAGUCGAACAACCAACCAUUUUGGAGCAAGCGCGAUCUGCAUGCAAGGCAACAGAUAUUCAGGAUAUUUACCCAUCGUCGCCCCUCCAGGAAGGAUUGAUGGCGCUAUCAGUCAAAAGGCAAGGCGCAUACAUCGUCCAAAUUCCUUUCCGUCUACCAUCCGACAUCAAUAUCGAUCAAUUCCAGCAAGCUUGGACACGUGUCGUCCAAGAAGUGCCAAUUCUUCGAACAAGACUUUUUGAAAGCCCGAAGUCUGGCUUGUUGCAAGCAGUCCUCCCGGACCAAACAAUCGACUGGAUCAUGUCUACUGAUUACGAGGCGUAUAUGGCGACUGACCGCAUGCUUCCAAUGGGCACGGGUGAGCGGCUUACCCGAUAUGCAUUUGUGGCCUCAGCAGAUGACUCCAAGUACUUCGUUUGGACCUUGCACCAUGCGAUUUAUGACGGAUGGAUGCUCCCUCUGAUUCUGGAAAUGGUCGAGUCUCAAUACUCCGGUCGAGGCACACCGUCCUUUACCCCAUUCAACUCUUUCAUUCAGUGGCUCCAAAAUGCCGACCACGACGAAGCCAACAGCUACUGGACAACCGAACUAUCCGGAACAAGCGGUGAUCAAUUCCCACGUUUGCCUUCUGAAAGUUACCACCCUUCGACAGAUUCAAGGCAAGAUCGCGAAUGCGAAGUUGCAUGGGGACGAACAAAAUUGGAUGAUCUCACCCAAUCAACCUUCAUCCGAGCCGCAUGGGGCUUGGUCGUUGGCCAAUAUUCGAACUCCGAUGACUUCGUGUAUGGUCUCACAGUGAACGGAAGAAAUACCCCGCUCACAGGCAUCGAGAGGGUUCUCGGUCCAACGCUGAACACAGUCCCCGUUCGUGUGCGACUCGCUGCUGGGAGCUCCAUCGAUCAGUAUCUGCAUGCUUGCCAGACUCAAGCGACGGCGAUGAUGAAUUAUGAGCAGAUGGGCUUACAAGAGAUUCGACACAUCAGUCCAGAGAUUAGCAGGGCAUCGGUCUUCCAAAACAUCUUGGUCAUUCAACCACAAUGGGAUGGUAGCCAGGAUUCCCUGCUUUUCUGCAACCCUGUACGAACCAAGUUGACUGAUGGGUUCUUCGAAAACCCUUUGAUUCUUGAAUGUGCCAUCACACCCAGUGGAAUCAGAAUCACUGCUCAUUUCGAUUCCAGGGUGAUUGAAGAUUCUCAAAUGGAACGUAUUCUGCGACAUUUCGAGUACACUCUUGGUCAACUCAUCUUGUGCGAUAGAACCAGAACGCUUGAAUCAGUCCUCUCGAUCAACCCGCAUGAUACCAGAGAGCUUGUAUCUUGGAACGGAGAUUGCCCAGAGGUGGUCAAUGCCUGUAUCCAUGACAUUAUCGCGGAGCAAGCCUUCGCUCAUCCUGAUAAACAAGCCGUCUGUGCAUGGGACGUUCAAUUCACAUAUGCUGAACUUCAUCGUGUAUCUAGCUUUGUGGCUCAAAGGUUGCGGGUUGCAUCUGUGGGGCCUGAUGUUUAUGUUCCGCUGUGCUUUGACAAAUCCGGGUGGACUAUCGUAGCAAUGCUUGCUGUCUUGAAGGCAGGAGGCGUUUGCAUUGCGCUGGAUCCGAACCACCCAAUCUCCCGCUUGCAGGGAUUGGUGCGUGACUGUGAAGCAACUGUCGCGGUCGCUGCACCACAGCAUGCUGCAUUGAUAUCGGGCAUUGUUGAGAAGGUUUUCUUGGUUGAUUCGACGGUUCUGGACGACAUGGCAACCUCAUCUCCAAUCGUUCCGCUUGAUUUGAAUCGCCGCGUCCAGCCGCACAACGCCGCUUUUGUCCUAUUUACAUCUGGAAGUACAGGCACGCCGAAGGGUAUAAUCAUUGAGCACCGAGCCAUGUGCUCAAGUGUCCGCUCCCACGCCCCAGCUCUCGGAAUUAGCCUCGAAUCACGGGUUUUCCAAUUCUCUGCUUACACCUAUGAUGUGAGCAACGGUGAAAUCUUCACCACCCUGAUGGUCGGUGGUACCAUCUGCGUUCCUUCGGCAGAGGACAGAUUCAACAAUCUUGCCAAAGCAAUCAACGAUUUGGAGGUUAAUUGGGCCUUCUUGACACCUACCGUGGCAGAGUUGCUACAGCCUCGCGAGGUUCCGAGCCUCAAGACUCUAGCUUUGGGUGGAGAGCACGCGACUUUCACCAACAUCUCCACCUGGCAUGACAAGCUUCGUUUGAUCAACACCUAUGGCCCCGCGGAGUGCUCAAUCUGGUGCUCUUGUAGGCCUGGUUUGGAGCAUGACGCAGACCCGGCAAACAUCGGGCGACGUGUCGGCGCCUCCCUUUGGAUCGCAAAUGUGACCGAUCAUAACAAGCUUGUGCCGCUCGGGUCAGUGGGCGAGCUUUUGGUGGAGGGGCCAACUUUGGCGCGAGGGUACUUGAAUGAUCCCAUCAAGACAGAGGCUAGCUUCAUUACCAACCCGACAUGGUCAACCUCACUGAGCAACCCGUCCGCUGCACGUCGAUUCUACAAGUCUGGUGAUCUGGUACGCCAGAACCCCGAUGGCACUAUCAGCUUCGCAGCCCGAAAAGACACCCAAGUCAAGCUCCGUGGUCAACGCUUAGAGCUGGGUGAAGUUGAACAUCAUGUCCAACGACUACUUCCAUCUCACUGGCAGUCGGCUGCUCAGCUCAUUCGUCCCAAAUACCGGGAAGGCGAAGGCGUGCUCGUUUGCUUUGUAUGCCCAGGCUCCAGCAGCACACACGGAAGUGUUGAACUCGAUCUGUCAGGAAUGGAAUCAAUUUCAAAGGUUUUACCUGAGCUGGAGGAAGGCCUCAUGGCACAACUCGCGCCUUACAUGCUGCCUUCUGCAUACCUUCCAGUGCGCGCAUUCCCGAUCACUUCCAAUGGAAAGACCGACCGCAAAACACUUUUGCAACUCGGCGAGCGACUGACUGCAGAGGAGCUGACAAGUUGCUUCAACGACGAUGUGCCGAAGCGGAGUCCAUCUACUCAGAUGGAAGCUACUCUGCAACGUCUUUGGGCGGACGUUCUUCACCUCGAUAUCAAGAUGAUUGGACUUGACGAUAAUUUCAUGCGCUUGGGUGGAGAUUCCGUGCGAGCAAUGCAGCUCGUAGCAAAGGCCCGCGAAAUCUCUCUCCACCUGACAGUUGCAGACAUUUUCAAAAGUCUUGUCCUUUGCAAGAUGGCACUGAUAAUUCAGCCGAUUGCAGAAAAUGGUGACGAGAUCCUAUCUUCCACUGAACCCUUUGCACUGCUUCCGACUUCGGUCCCAGUAGCGGAUCUGAAAACAACGGCUGCCUUAGCCUGCGAGCUUUCCGUCGACGAGGUUGAGGAUAUUUAUCCAUGUACCUCGCUACAAGAAGGCAUGAUGGCGGCUUCCCUGAUGCAGAGCGGCUCUUAUACGAUGCAAAGCGUCCAUCGUUUGUCUGCCACUCUUGACAUCACAAGAUUCCAAGAUGCAUGGGAAAAGGCCCGUCAAGAUAUCGCCAUACUGCGGACGCGUCUCAUCCAAGGAGAUACCGACGGUUUCCUUCAAGUAGUUACUGCGAGCCCUCUGGCCUGGUCUACAUCGCAACACCUCAAGUCUUAUAUCGAUGACGACCGGAAAGUUCCUCUUGGUCUGGGGGAUGAAUUGGCUCGAUACGCCAUCAUCGCUGAGGAGGAUGCGACAUAUCUCGUUUUCACUGCCCAUCACGCCAUCUAUGAUGGUUGGACGAUCAAACUGAUUUUCGACCAAGUCGAGAGUUACUAUAGUGGAGCAGUUCCAUCGCUCCUGAGGGGUUACAAUGAGUUCGUCUGGAACCUCAGCCUGAGUGCGGAAGAGGAUGCCCUCAACUUCUGGCGCUCUCAAUUCAAAUCAGACACUGCUCACUUUGUGUCUUUCCCCCCUCUGCCCCACGCCCAAUACAAGCCAGUUGCCGACACACAUUAUUCGCACUACGCACCUGUGAAAUUCAAUGCCGAGUCCACUGUCACUAGCUCUAAUAUCAUCCGUGCAGCUUGGGCAUUGACCCUGGCGCAAUAUUCGCGCUCCGAUGAUGUGGUUUUCGGCACAACGCUUAGUGGUCGAAACACUUCAAUGGAUGGCAUCUUGAUGGUCGCUGGCCCCACACUUAACACCGUGCCCAUUCCUGUCCAAACCGCGAUUCAUUCAUCUGUGGCCGACUACCUUGCCGCCAUGCAAACACAAGCUGUGACAAUGAUUCCCUUCGAGCAGACUGGUCUUCUCCAGAUCGAGCAGUAUCUAGAUCCUGCAGCUCGUUCGGCUUGUGAGGUGCGCAACAUCCUCGUUGUGCAAACUGAAUUGGGCCUUUCCACAAAUACCUGGUUUGGCAGUGAAGUUUCCCAAGACAGUCAAGGUUCCGGUUUCUUCAUACACCCACUGACGGUAGAGGCCACUAUAAUCGAAACUGGGGUCCAAAUCAACGCGUACUUUGACAGCCAUGUGCUCUCGAAAGAAGAGAUGGAGCACAUUUCUUACACGUUUGCUCAUUUCUUGAAGCAACUAGCGGAACAAAACGAUCAACGCGGUGAGGAUCCAAAGCCUUCCUCCAUGCAAGCCCUUGAUGCAGUCAGUCCAGAGGACCGAGCUCUGAUAGCGUGCUGGAAUGCUAAAUGUCCUCCUUCCUCCAACGACACGGUUGUUUCUCUGCUUCAAGCCUCGGUCAUGGCCGAUCCUCGUGCCCCAGCUGUCUCUGCAUGGGAUGUCAACUUUUCUUACGAAGAGCUGGACCGCCUCUCAACAUCCCUUGCAUGUCAUCUGAUCUCUCUUGGUGUGAAGUCAAACGAAGCAGUUCCUCUCUGCUUUGAGAAAUCAGGAUGGUACGUUGUAUCAGCAUUGGCAGUUCAGAAAGCCGGGGCGGCAUUCGUGUCUCUUGAUCCCAUGCAGACCCCAGAGCGACGCCGUGCAAUCGUUUCGGAGCUUGGUGCCAACAUCAUACUCACAACGCCAAAACUUGGCAGCUCCAUUGAUGGACUUGUUGAACAUAUUGUCUCGGUCUCGGCAUCAGACGUCGCCAGUAUGCCAACUCCCACUUCGCCGACCAUCCCGAACAUCGCCUCUGAUGACCUCGCCUACCUGAUCUUCACAUCCGGAAGUACUGGAAAGCCCAAAGGAGUAAUGAUUCCACAUCGUGCGAUCGCGUCAAGCAUUCUUGCGCACGGUAAAGCGCUUGGGGUGAACAGUCAAACCAGGGUACUCCAGCACAGCUCAUAUCUCUUUGAUGCUAGUGUGCUAGAGAUCCUCACAACCUUGUGCCAUGGAGGUUGUGUCUGCGUUCCUUCGGAUGAGCAAAAGUUGAACAAUUUGGAGGAAACCAUGAAUGCAAUGGGUGUGAACUGGGCGCUCUUUACGUCGACGUUUGCCCAGAUCAUUGACCCAAGCCAGCUGACAUCUCUGGGGACUGUUGUGUUCGGUGGUGAGCCUGUUGGUCAGCAUGUCGUUGAUGCAUGGAGCAAGUAUACCAACGUUGUUCUCGCGUAUGGUCCAUCUGAGACCUCCAUCGUCAGUCAUGUGUCUGCUUCGGUUGGCGGCUCUUCCCAAGUAAAGUCGGACCACAUUGGACGCAGCGCUGGAUGUCUUUCAUGGGUGGUUGAUGUCGACGACAGUGACAAGCUUGUGCCUCUUGGUUGCAUCGGCGAGCUUCUUAUUCAAGGGCCUAUCGUCGGACAGGGCUACUACAAGAGGGAUGAAAAAACCCGCGAGUCAUUUAUCAGCGCACCCGCUUGGGCAGCGAAUCGUCCGAACUCCGACUCCAACGGUUCCUUCUAUCUGACGGGUGAUUUGGUUCGGUAUAAUUUGGAUGGUACGCUCAGCAUCGUGAGCCGCAAAGACGGCCAAGUGAAACUGAGAGGGCAGCGUCUUGAGCUCGGAGAGGUGGAGUAUCAAGUUCGACGUCUGCUCCCUGCGACCUGGCACUUAGCAGCAGAGAUCAUCAACCCGACCGUUGAACUUGCGACGAUUGACAAUUCUACCCUUGCCGUCUUUGUCUCUGCAGCGCAAGAGGUGGACACAAUUACCUCCCUGUGUCAAAGUCUGCAGGGACAGCUGGAAGAACACCUUCCAUCAUACAUGAUACCUUCCGUGUACAUUCCGGUGCCAGAACUGCCUUUAACGAGGAACGGAAAAAUUGACCGUCGUGCGCUGCAAGCCAUUGGAGCGCAGUUCAAUGCAGCGCAGCUCGUCCAGUAUCGCCCGUCCGCCAUCGAGAGGACCAAGCGUUCUCCGUCUAGCUCUGUGGAGAUCCGAUUGCUCGAAUUGUGGAGUGAAGUCUUGCACAUUGAGCCGUCCAACAUAGGAAUUGAUGACAAUUUCUUCAGACUUGGGGGCAACUCGGUUAAGGCCAUUCGUCUGGUUGCGAUGGGUCGCAAAGAAGCGAUAUCCUUCACCGUGGCGGAUGUGUUCAAUUCUUCUAACCUUGCUGAAUUGGCCCUCAAGACUCGUUCUGAGAAUUCCCAGCCUAUCUGCUCUGUCCCUUCGUUUAGUCUCCUAGGAUUGGAUGGUUCUCAUGAUUUCGUUGUACGGCUUUGCGCAGAGUUGUGUGGUGUGGGUGAGACCGCCAUCGAAGAUAUAUAUCCAUGCACGCCACUCCAGCAAGGCCUGAUGGCCUUAUCAGGCAAAAAGAGUGGGGCCUACAUUGCUGAGCAUUCAUUCCAAUUGUCGGAAAGCGCAGAUCUUGCCCGGUUCCAGCAGGCCUGGGAAAUCACAGUCAGGAAUACGCCUAUCCUACGCACAAGAGUUGUCCAUGCAGCAGCGCACGGACUUGUCCAGGUUGUAGUUGACGAGUCUGUUAUCUGGAGGAACUCAAUUGAUCAUGAGAGUUUCACUUUGGGAAAACCUCUCACGCAGUAUGCGAUUGUCGAUGCAGAUGAGGUUAUUACCACUCCUGGAAAGGCAGCCGGAAAGAAAUUUGUGUGGAGUGCCCACCACAGUGUUUACGAUGCGUGGACAAUGCGAUUGGUCCUGGAAUGCGUCGAGGCCGCCUAUUGUGGAGCCGAGCCGAUUCCCUUGACCCCUUACAAUCAGUUCAUCGAGAAGACCGCCGCGGAAUCCACCCCAACUCAGGACUUCUGGCGACUGCAGCUGUCUGGUGCCGAAGUCGUAACAUUCCCACCAAAACCCACCCAGGCCUCCAUUGCCGAUGCAGCCCGCAGCCACUCGGCCUCGAUUUCAUGGGGUGACUGUGAUGUCACAGCUUCGACCUUCAUCCGCGCUGCUUGGGCAUUGACUGUGGCCGAGUACUCAAGUUCCCAAGAUGUGGUGUUCGGUGUCACUAUCAGCGGUCGCAAUGCUUCGAUGCCAGGCAUUGAACGUAUUGCUGGCCCGACCAUCAACACGAUUCCCUUGCGGGUCAAGUUCUCUCGAUCAUCUCAAUCAGUCAAAGAUUAUCUUGGGAUCAUUCAAAAACAGUCUGUGGAGAUGAUCGAGCACGAACAAAUAGGUCUCCGAGAAAUCGCGAAACUGGGAUCGGCCUUUGAGGAUGUGGUCAACUUCCAGAACAUCUUGGUGAUCCAGGACUCCUCCAAUUUGACCGCAUUGAACGAGUCUGCCUUGUUUGACAACCCAAUGACAGAGCAAGAGGCCGGCUUCUUCACCCAUCCUUUGGUUAUUGGUUGCACCAUCCAGGACCAGUGUGUUGAGAUAGUAGCCAAUUACGAUUCCAAAGUGUUCUCCGGGCGCCAAGUGGAUCGCAUUCUUAUGCAACUCGACCUGACACUGAAUGAGCUUGUUCAGGGCUCCAAGAAUGAGUCCAAACUCAAGGACCUGAAGAGAGUCAAUGCCAUUGAUGAGCAAGAUAUCAUGACAUGGAACAGUGGAUUUGUCGCUCCUGUCACCGAAUGUAUCAGCGAACGUUUCACUCGCCAGGCUCAGAACUACCCUGCCGAUCUAGCCAUCGAGGCCUGGGACGAGAUAUUCACCUAUCGGCAAUUGGACACUCUGUCGACGCAGCUUGCAAACCGCCUUUCCCAGCUCGGUCCCCUAGAGCCAGGCACAUGCAUACCUAUUUGUUUUGAGAAAUCAGCUUGGGCACUUGUUGCCAUGUUAGCUGUCAUCAAAUCAGGUGCAGCUUUUGUCCCACUCGAUCCCACUCACCCCACAGAGAGACUUCACCAAAUUCUUCAGGCUGUUAAAUCACAGGUCAUACUGGCCUCAAAGCCCUUAAAGUCUUUCUGUCAGCAAUUUUCAGAGGUUAUCGAGGUUUCUCAGUCGACAGUCGAUGAGUAUUCAUUGGCCGCGAAGCCACAACAAGCCCAAUCUCCUGCAAUUGAUGAUCUCGCGUACGUGAUAUUCACGUCCGGAUCUACUGGUGUUCCAAAGGGAGUCAUGAUCCACCACCAGGCAUUCUGUACUAGUAUCGUGGAGCACGGAAAGGUUCUAGACUUUGGUCCCUCGAGUCGAGUCCUUCAAUUCGCAUCGUACACGUUUGAUGUCAGUCUUGCGGAAAUCUUCACGACUCUUCUCUAUGGUGGAUGUGUCUGCAUCCCGUCCGAAGCAGACCGCAUGAAUAACCUGGCAACCUUCAUCAGCAAAACCAGGGUGUCCUGGGCCUGUCUCCCGCCCACGAUGGCCACCUUGGUCCUCCCAGAUGAGGUCCCCACACUUCAAACACUAGCGAUCUCGGGAGAAUCGCCAACAAAAGAGAUCAUUGAUAAAUGGGGCUCGUCAGUACACCUUCACAACCUUUAUGGCCCUACGGAAACGACAAUUUGGUGUGUGAUAGCAAAGGACAUCAAAUCCUCAGAUGCGCCAACCACCAUCGGAAGAGCAGUUGGAUCCAGAGCCUGGAUCGUGGAUCCUUUCGACUACCAGAAAUUGGUCCCGAUCGGAUGUUCGGGUGAAAUGUUGGUUGAAGGGCCUAUCUUAGCGCACGGCUACAUCAACAAUAGCGCACAGACCGACUCCGUGUUUGUUACCAGCCCAGAUUGGGCUACUGGGAGACGGUUUUACAGAACGGGCGACCUGGUCCGGUACAACCCGGAUGGUAGCAUUCACUACAUUGGCCGAAAGGACACACAAUCAAAACUCCACGGAAGGCGACUCGAGCUGGGCGAGAUCGAAUACCAUUUGCGGAAGAUUUUGUCCAACGAGUGGAAGAUCUUCGUGGACAUCAUAAUUCGAAACAACCGCCCUGUUCUUGCGGCCUUCCUUUGCAUCUGGCCUCAGCUCACUUCACAUGAUGUGAUCAAGUUCGACACCAACGCUAUAGGAGUGGUAUCUUUGCUACUCCCGCAGCUGCAGAAAGAACUCGCCAAGUCCCUUCCUCAUUACAUGGUCCCUACUAUGUACAUCCCCAUCAAUGCGGUCCCUCUGACGAGCUCAGGCAAACUGAGCCGGAAUGCACUCAAGGGACUCAUUGCCCAGCUGUCUCAAGAUCAAAUCAAACAAUGUUCUCUGAAAAGAGAAAACGACACGAACCAGCGAAUGUCUGUGACCGAAAAACAACUCCAGGCCCUGUGGGCUGAUUGCCUCAGUCUAGAAAUAGCCUCAAUUGGGCUCAACGACAAUUUCUUUGACUGCGGCGGUGACUCCAUUGGAGCAAUCAGACUUGUCGCUGCUGCCAGAGAUGAAGGAAUGAGUCUAACAGUGGCCGAAAUCUUCGAGCACCCAACACUCAGCGAUAUGGCGACUCGUUUGUCCAAAAUGUCAGAUUCCGAAAUGUUGGAUAGCAAAGAUACCCACCUGGCCUUCUCGUUGAUUGACAACGAUAUGGUGCCGGCCAUCAGGUCCGAAGCUGCAUCGGCCUGUGGGGUGGCAGAACAUUUGAUUGAGGACAUUUAUCCCUGCACUGCACUACAAGAAGGCUUGAUUUCAUUGACUGCCAAGCAAAGUCAGGCCUAUGUUGCCCAGAACUCAUAUCUGCUGCCGGAGCAUGUCGACAUAAGCAGAUUCCAGCAGGCAUGGGAAGACACUGUGCAAUCUACCCCUGUUCUGCGAACCAGGAUAGUCCAAAGCGAAGACAAUGGCCUUCUCCAGGUUGUUUUACGUGAGGACAUCGCGUGGCCUGUCGUACAAGACCUGGAGACAUACUCUUUGGACGACCACAAUGACAUGAAGCUUGGACGGCCUCUCCAGCGGUUUGCCAUGGUUGAUCGAAAAUUCAUUUGGACUGCCCACCACGCUAUCUACGAUGCCUGGUCAAUGCGUCUGAUCUUGCAGACUAUUGAGCAGAACUACCAGCAUCUUUCACCCGAGCCAUCUCCACCAUAUAGCCUUUUCAUAAAUGGACUCAUGAAUGUGGACCAGAAAGCGAAGAUGAGCUUCUGGAAGAGAUAUCUUAGCGAUGCUAGCGCGAUCCCAUUCCCAGCUUUGCCGUCAAACCACCAUCAAGUCAGCGCAGACAGCAAGUUGGAGCACAUCCCCUCAAAUUGGAACUGGCAAUUCAACUCGGAUGUUACUCAAUCCUCGCUCAUCCGUGCUGCCUGGGCCUUAGUGGUCAUGGAUUACACCCAGUCGACAGAUGUCACAUUUGGCAUGACUCUCAAUGGUCGAAACAGCAUGGUCGGUGGAAUUGAAAGAAUCGUCGGGCCAACUAUCAACACUGUUCCUGUGCAUGUCAAAGCGGACCGCACGCUGACAGCUAGGGAAUACAUUCAAACAGUUCAAAGAGAGGCGGUGGACAUGAUUCCAUACGAACAGACAGGCUUACGGGAGAUCCAUCAACUGGGGCCAAAAUACCGAGCAGUCUCUAAUUUCCAGAACCUGCUAGUGGUGCAGUCCAAAUCUGAAGACAGAGAUGGGGAGGGCAGCUCCAUUUUCAAAGAAGUCAGCUCGACGUCAAACCAGUCUUCUGGCUUCUUUGCUCACCCAUUGACUGUCGAAUGUACCACUGGGCUGGAUAGCUUGGAAAUGACAGCUUACUUUGACUCGCAGCUCAUUCCCGCCGAUCAGAUGAAGCGGAUCCUUCUGCAGUUUGAACACAUACUUCAACAGCUGAUACUUCAUGGCGAUAAGCCAUUGUCGGUUAUCGAGACAAUCAGUCCAACAGAUCUACGAGAUCUGAAGAUAUGGAAUACGCCAUUGAGCAAGUCGCAAGACUCGUGCGUUCACCACAUCAUCAACCGACAGGUCAAAAUCCGCCCAGAGGCGGAAGCGGUCUGCGCUUGGGACUCAACGCUUACCUACAGGGAGCUGGACAAUCUUUCCAGCCAAUUGGCCCAUCGUUUGGUUGCAUUCGGCGUUGGACCCGAAAUUCUGGUUCCAUUCUGCUUUGAAAAGUCCGGAUGGACGAUAGUGGCCAUGCUCGCCAUUCUCAAGGCCGGAGGAGCAUGCGUUGCACUUGACCCUCGUCACCCCGUGGAACGCAUAAAGAGCAUCAUUCUUGAUUGCAAGCCACCGGUGGUUCUCGCUGCGCCCAGUUGCUCAGAAAUCGUGUCUCCCCUGGUUGAAUCAGUGUUGAUCGUGGAGUCUACUCUAUUUAAAGAGACAACGAUGGAGUCACCCAAAUCAGGAGCUCGCCCAGAGAACCCCAUUUUCGUUCUAUUUACCAGCGGGAGCACAGGAACCCCGAAGGGCAUUGUUCUAGAGCAUCGCGCUCUCUGUUCAAGCGCGCGCGAGCAUGCGCCAGUACUCGGUAUCAGCGAAGAGUCGCGAGUUCUGCAAUUUUCGUCAUACGUCUAUGAUGUGAGCGUCGGUGAGAUCUUCACCACACUCAUGGUUGGUGGCUGUGUGUGUGUGCCUUCAGUGAACGAUCGUUACGACAAUCUCGCCGGAGCAAUCAAUCGACUCAAUGUCAAUUGGGCAUUCCUGACUCCUACAGUGGCCGAUCUUCUGAACCCCGCAGACGUGGUACCCCAGCUCAAGACACUCGCUGUCGGUGGUGAAGCUGCCACUGCUAGCAACAUCGCUCAGUGGCAUGAUAAAGUUUGCUUCAUUAUUACAUAUGGGCCCGCGGAAUGCGCCAUCUGGAGUAAUAUGGUUGUUGGCGUCGGCAAAGAUGCGGAUCCGACAAACAUUGGCCGACGACUUGGAGGGUGCCGUCAAUGGGUUGUGGAUGUCGCAGAUCACCAUCGGCUCAUGCCCAUCGGGUGCCCUGGCGAACUUCUAAUCGAAGGACCCAUUCAGGCUCGGGGGUAUCUCGAUGAUGCUAGAAAAACUUCUGCUUCCUUCGUGACUGACUUGAGUUGGGCCGGUUCUGGCCGAAGAUUCUACAAAACCGGCGACGUGGUCCGAUACAAUACCGAUAGCACGAUCGGCUUCGUGGCGAGGAAGGAUAACCAGGUCAAGUUCCGAGGCCAGCGCCUGGAGCUCGGCGAGGUCGAACAUCACCUCAAGAAGAUAUCGCCAGCUGAGUGGCAAGUUGCCGUACAAAUCAUUCACCCUUCGCACCGCGAUGGCGACCCUCUCCUUGCUGGAUUCAUCUCGUGCGAGGAUGAUCCUACUUCGGAGGAUGGGCUCCAAUUCUGGUCUUCCAGGCUCGCGGAUGUGCAUGAGCAUCUCCCGAAAAUUGAAGCGGGUCUGACAUCUGCAUUGGCAUCAUGGAUGAUCCCUUCAAUUUACCUUCCCAUCAACUACAUGCCAAUCAAUACUUCCGGAAAGACAGACCGGAAAGCCCUUCGGCAAUUCGGAAACCAACUGACUCCUGAACAAUUUGCAUCUUGCUUUUUGAAUCAAACCCGAACCAAAACUGCUCCAUCUACUGAGAUGGAGAAGAUAAUGCAAGGCCUGUGGAGCCAGAUUUUGCAUCUGGAUGCCGCUUUAAUCGGAACUGAGGACAGUUUCUUCCGCCUUGGCGGUGAUUCGAUACAAGCGAUGCAGCUUGUAUCUCGUGCGUCGAAGGACGACAUCGUUCUCACUGUGGCCAACAUAUUCCAAUCACCCACUUUGUCAGCUUUGUCGGAAACUUGCCUCCAGGGUAGUGGCUCAGCCAUAUCGGACCUUGAGCCAUUCUCUCUUAUAAAGAACCCAGAGAGUGACGUGGAAGCAGUGAAAGCUGAUGCGGCUGCUGUUUGUGGGGUAACCAUUGCGAACAUUAUGGACAUCUACCCCUGUACGCCUCUCCAGCAAGGAUUGAUGGCACUCUCUUUGCAGCAACCUGGCUCUUACGUCAUGCAAAAUGUAUUCACUCUCCCCUCUGGUCUUGACAUGGAUCAAUUCAAGUAUUCUUGGGAGUCGACUUUUGCAGCAAGCUCGCUGCUGCGAACACGAAUGAUCGAAACAGCUAAUGGACUUGCUCAAGUGGUCCUGGAUGAACGUAUCGAUUGGAUUGUUUUCCGAGAUCUGGAUGUCUUUUUGGAAAGUGACCAGUCCAUGACCAUGGGACUCGGGCAGCGUCUGACGCGAUUUGCAUUGGUGUUGACCGAGGACGCCAAUUACUUUGUUUGGACUGCUCACCACGCAAUUUACGAUGGCUGGACGGUUUCGCUUCUUUUCAGCGCGGCAGAACGAUUUUACCACCAGCAGACACCAGAACCUUUUGUUCCGUUCAACCAAUUCAUCCAGAGCGUCAAUUCCUUGGACAAAGAAGACUCUGCGCGCUUUUGGCGCUCCCAAUUGGAUGAUUCUAACAUCACUCACUACCCGCACCUGCCAUCAUCAACAUAUCAGUCACGUGCGAACAGACAGAUUGAACACUCAAGUACGAUCCCCUGGAAGCAGAGCAAUCAUGAUGCGACAACUGCAGUCAUGAUUCGAGCAGCCUGGGCAUUGACGCUCAUGGAUUACUCGGGGAAUGACGACGUCGCGUUCGGCUUAACCUUGAGCGGCCGCACGAUAUCGAUCCCCGGUAUUGACCGCAUGGCUGGUCCAACUAUAAACACCGUGCCUCUGCGGGUCUGCCUUGAGAACUCUGAACUAUCGGUCGGAGACUUCCUCACCCAAGUUCAUGAUCAGGCUGUGAGCAUGAUUGACUUUGAACAGACAGCACUUCAUGAGAUCAAGCGUCUAGGUGACACCAUCAGUCAAGUUUGCGAUUUCCAGAACAUCCUCAUCGUGCAAGGUGACAUGGAGAGUCAAUCAGCCAUGUUUGGAUCCCCAUUGGGGGCUCAAGGGCAAUCCGGAUUUUAUGUCAAUCCUCUUACAAUUGAGUGUUUCAUCAAGAGUGACGGUGUCCGAUUCGAGGCUCAUGUUGAUAACAAUGUUAUCUCAGAGAAACAAACCCAACAUCUUUUGUCGCACUUCGAGCAUCUUCUGACCCAGCUCGUCAUUCGGUCGCCGGAUACCACUCUUUCGGGAAUUCGCUCUCUCAGCAACAAAGACUGCCAAGUUAUCAUGGAUUGGAACAAAUUCUGCACUGAACCAAUCCACGAAGUUGUCCACGAAGUCGUCCACAAGCAGACUGCCUUGUUCCCAGAGCAACUUGCUGUGCAUGGCUGGGACGCAUCAUUUACAUAUCAGCAACUGGAUGAACUGUCUGAUAAUCUUGCAAGCCUUCUCGCUAGCCAUGGCAUCAAAUCAGGGUCCGAUCAGUUUGUUCCGCUCUGUUUUGAAAAGUCCGCCUGGACAGUCGUCUCCAUGUUAGCCGUUCUCAAAUGUGGAGCAGCAUUCGUUCCAAUCGACCCCAUGCAUCCAGUGCAGCGACGAGCCACUAUCCUUGAACAAACAAAUGCUCAUAUCAUCCUUGCAUCUUCUAAGAACAUCUCGUUGUUUGAAGACGCAGGUGCAAUCGUCAUCGAGAUCUCUGACUCCAAAGUCAAAGGUCUCCGACCGUCGAAUGUUGACUUGAAGCUGAGAGGCAAAGUCUCCCCCAGCGACUCAGCGUACGGGAUCUUUACUUCUGGCAGCACAGGCAACCCUAAAGCGGUCAUUGUUGAGCAUUCGGCUCUCGUGACAAGUGGUCUGCACCAUGGGGAAUUGGCGGGCAUAGAUUGUCGCUCUAGAGUCCUCCAGUUUGCCGCGUAUACAUUUGAUGUGAGCCUGAGCGAUAUAUUUUCUACCUUGAUGCUAGGUGGCUGUGUGUGUGUUCCCUCGAAGGAGGAGUGUGUCAAUGAUCUUGCUGCUGCAAUCACUUCCUACCAAGUCAACUGGGCAUGCCUCACACCAACGGUUGUGCGAAUCCUUCAGCCAGAAAACGUGCCCACCCUGAAAAAGCUGAUUGUGGGAGGUGAAGCUCUUACACGGAGUAUCAUCCAUGAUUGGGCCGACAAGAUUUACUUGGGCAACAUCUAUGGCCCUGCAGAGUGCACCAUUUGGUGUGUUUUCUCGGGUGCAUUGAAUGUUGACUCCAGUCCCGAGCAGAUUGGACGUGGAGUGGGAGCGGUGACCUGGAUCGUCAAUCCCAAUGACUACAACCGACUAGUACCAAUUGGCUGUGUUGGCGAAUUGGUCAUUGAGGGUCCCGUUCUCGCGCGUGGUUAUCUCAAUGACCAAGUCAAAACUGAUGCUGCAUUUGUCGAGAAUCCAACUUGGGCUUCCGAAUUUGCCCCCAGUCGACGAAGACGCUUUUACAAGACAGGAGAUCUCGUCCGCUACGACAUAACAACCGGAACUAUCCACUUCAUUGGCCGCAAGGAUACACAAGCCAAACUCCGCGGGCAAAGACUGGAGCUCGGCGAAGUCGAAUUCCACGUCCAGCGAUUAUUCCCCACAGAUCAAGAGUGGCAAAUCACGGUGGAUAUCAUCAAACCCGAUGAACGCCAGGGCUACUCUGCCUUAGCUGCGUUUGUUAGCUCCAAUGGUCGCUGGGUCGGUUCGGACGAUGCUCAGAUCGCCCUUGAGCAGCUCGGUGCCCUACGAGGCAUCUUCCAAAGCGUUCGAUCAGGCUUGGAACAACAUUUGCCAGCAUAUAUGAUUCCAUCGCUGUUCAUUCCCAUGUCCUCUAUUCCAUCGACAGCAUCUGGGAAGACGGAUAGACGCAAGCUCCUUCAGUUGGGGCAGAAGCUAAGUGAAGAACAGCUUGCUACAUGCUCUCUCGAGGAGAACACUUAUCGCGAGCCAGCCACGGAGACAGAAUACAAGCUGCAAAAUCUGUGGGCGAAGGUGUUGCGUGUUGAACCUUCCGCUAUCGGCGCUUCAGACACGUUCUUCCGUCUGGGCGGCGAUUCAAUUUUGGCGAUGAGGUUAGUUGCUGCGGCAAGAGACAUGAACAUCCAGCUCUCAGUGACCGAUGUACUACGAAAGCCACAGCUUUGCGACAUGGCAGCUACUGCCGACGGUAACGCCUUUGACAACUUCCCCUCGAAACCCGAUGACAUGGAGGCUGUGCCUCUUCACAUUACCUCUUCACUCGCCGAAACGCUCUCUUCGAAGACCCGCUUUGCGGUAGAAGAUGUUCAAGAUAUCUUCGAAGCCACUGAGUUCCAAACAUGGGCACUCACUUCGAAUUUGCUCAAACACAGGGGCUACAUGACUUACUUCACAUUCACCUUUGACUCUAUUCUGAAUGCAGAUCAAUUGUCGGCUGCAUGCGAUGCUCUUGUUGCCAAUCACCCAAUCCUGCGGACUGUUUUCCUUGUUCACAACCGUCAGACUCUGAAUGUUGUUCUGAAGUCUCUCAAAUGUGAAUUCCACACAUUCGAGUCCGACGGUGACUUUGUUCAGCAGAUUGACCAAAUUGUGGAAGAGGACAAGCGUCGCAACAUUUCUCUGGGUCAGCCACUCACUGGAUUCAUGUACCUUUCCAGUGAUACCAACAGAUCCUGUCUGGUGCUCCGUCUUUCUCAUGCUCAGUAUGAUGGCGUCAGUCAACCGAUUCUCUAUCGAGACCUACAAGCCGCAUAUACCGGCGUCGACAUGCCAAAGAGCUUGCCGUUCUCUCGCUUCGUCAGUGGCAAGAUUGCCGCCGAAACAGAGGAUGCCAUCUCAUUCUGGAAGACACAUCUUCAAGGAUCUCAAAUGACCCGGUUUUUGUCGAACCCGCGGUUCGUCACCCGCAACGACACCAUUCGAACCAUCUCUCAAACUGUCACUGUGCCCCAUCUUACCCGACACGGAAUCACAUUCUCUACUCUCAUGAAAACUGCAUGGUCUCUUGUCCUUUCUGAACUCUCAGGCGAUAAAGAUGUGGUAUUUGGUCAGCUCGUCUCAGGCCGAAAUCUGCCAAUUCACCAAGCAGAGACCAUCCUCGGCUGUUGUGUGAACAUCGUUCCUGUGCGCGUCGCUCUGGGCAAUACAACUGCGCUCGAGCUGCUGGAGCAGGUCCAGAACAACUACCUCGCUUCCGUGCCUUAUGAGAACAUGGAAUUCACCAAGAUUGUCGAGAAAUGUACCAACUGGCCUCGCGAAACUCGCUUCAGCUCGAUUGUUCAGCACCAAAACCUCGACGAUGUCGUCGAAUCGAUUCCCUUUGGGAGCACAACUUGCAACAUCGACGCUUCAAGCUCGCCUACCUAUGCCUCUGACAUAUUUGUGUUCUCCGUUCCCCAAGGCUCAGACAUGGAAAUCAGUCUCUCGUGGAAUGACGAUGUGAUCACACAGCCUUUUGUUCAGCAAGUCCAUGCCAGAAUGUGUGAAGUGCUUGUUGCUAUUUCUCAAAACCCCCAGGGAAACUUGAUUACAAUGGCUUCAUCGAAAGCGAAGAUGCCUUCCAUUCCUAUCAGUGUACCUGAUAGUAAUCUUCCCGUUCUUGCGACAUCUUCCACGGACCGAAUUGUUGAUGAAGCAUGGGAGACUAUUCUCGGUUGCUCUGACGACAUUGGGACGGAUGUGCCAUUCUUUGAGACUUGGGUAGAGGGUAUCUUGGGCGCUCAGCUCGUUCGUUUCUACCAAGAUAAAGGCAUCAUGGUGGAAAUGGAUGAGGUCCUUGAAGCACCUACCAAGCGCGCGCAAUAUUCACUCAUUUGGCAAACAGCCAACCAGUGA